CUGACUUCCGUCGGUGAUAUGAAACCCGUAAGGGCGGAUUCAUGUAGGCGCGAAACCCGUCAUCCAUCCAUCCAUAUCCAGUACACUAAUUAUUAAUACUGGUGAUAAGCUUUGAGCCGUAAACACGUGUUAGGCUUGUUUGACGAUCGAUGUGAUAUUUUGAUACUUCCAGCAGAUGUAACGUUAAAUUCAUUUUAAAAAAAAUGGAUACAAAGGGGACAGCAGUAGAAAUAAAUGGAUUUGAAGAAAUGGGAAAAUGUGAAACUGUGUCUCUUACGGAUGCCACAGACUCCAAAGUCGAGAAUGAGCGCGAAUUCUGGACAAACAAAGUGGAGUCUUUACUGUCGUUGAUAGGAUAUUGUGUAGGUUUGGGAAACAUUUGGCGAUUUCCCUACUUCUGCAUGCGGAAUGGUGGAGGUACCUUCCUGUUUGCCUUUCUUGUCUUCCUCAUCAUAUGUGGGCUUCCCAUGUACUUUGUGGAUAUGGCCAUUGGUCAGUUCACUGGUCGGACAGCUCUGCACGCAUGGGAACUGUGUCCUCUGUUGAAAGGUAUUGGUGCAGGCGUUCUCUUGGUGCUAGUUAUAAUCAGUUCCUACUACACCAUCAUCAUUGCUUGGACCCUGUUUUACCUGGGUAACAGUUUUCUCAGUCCGUUACCUUGGCGUACCUGUAACAACAGGUGGAACACGGAUAAAUGCAUCACGGACCGGAGCCUGCAGAUUAUUUCAAAUGAAACUUCAUCAAAUGAAACGGAAUAUGGACGUAUGCUUCCAAUUAAUCUAGGAAAUGCAUCAACUUUCCCAGUGAAAAUGGUUACAUCAGAAGAGGAAUUUUUUCAGCGCGGCUUAUUAGAAGUAUCGGAAGGUCUACACGAGAUCGGCGGUAUUCCCUGGCAUCUAGCAGUCUGCUAUCUGGCAGCAUGGGUCAUCCUCUAUCUGUGUCUUGUUAAAGGCAUCAGGUCCUCAGGAAAGGUUGUAUACGUCACCGCCAUCCUGCCGUAUGUACUUCUUACCGUGCUACUUAUCAGGGCUCUAUUCUUACCCGGGGCCAAGGAAGGAAUACUAUUUUAUAUCACCCCUGACCUCCGAAGGCUCGGAGAUCUGCAGGUAUGGCUAGAAGCCGCCCUUCAAGUGUUUUACUCACUCUGUCCUGCCUGGGGGCCAAUCAUCACAUUGGCAAGUUACAACAAAUUCAAUAAUAACUGUUACAGGGAUUCCAUCAUGUUGACGUUUAUAUGUGAAGGAACCAGCAUAUUUGGUGGGUUCGUGGUAUUCGCUGUUGUUGGUUUUAUGGCCGAGAGAACUGGAAUGACAAUCUCCGAGGUUGUCUCGACAGGACCAGGCCUGGUUUUUAUGGCCUAUCCAGAGGCUCUAGCUCAACUCCCGAUGCCAAAUGUAUGGUCCGUAAUGUUCUUUCUGAUGCUGCUCAGUGUUGGAAUGGAUACUCAGUUCUCACACAUGGAGACGAUAGUAACAGCUCUACUUGACCAGUUCCCUUUCCUGAGGAAGAAGAGAACCAUUAUACACGCCUUAGUGUGUGUCAUCUGGUUCUUAUUCGGACUUAUAAUGUGUUCGCAGGGCGGCAUGUACGUGUUUCAGCUGAUGGAUUGGUAUAUAGGACUAUCUAUACCCGUAUUCGGCUUCAUAGAGCUUCUAAUUAUUGGGUGGAUAUACGGAACUGAGCGAUUUUCUCAAGACGUCACCAUGAUGAUUGGGUAUGGGAUCCCUGUUGUAAUGAGAAUCGCUAUCAUUUUUGUAGCACCUGCUGCAUUACUGUUUGUGUUUGUGUUUGCCUUUGGUACAUAUGAAGCCCCAUCCUACGGAUCCUAUAAGUAUCCCACAUACGCCACCGCUAUAGGGGUGCUAAUUGGAACAGUUCCACUUGUGCCUGUCGUGGUAAUGGCAUAUAGAGCCAUCAAGAACAGCCAGGGCAAUUCAUUUGUAGAGAGAAUCUCAAACGCAUGUAAACCGUCUGUGAAUUGGAAACCAGGAUCGAAAAAGCAUGCACGGAAUUACCAAUACCCCGAACUGAAGGAAUAUAAAACUUUUUGGAGUAAACUUAAAGUGAACAUUUUUGGACGUGAUUGUAACAAAAAUUAAAGCAGAAUCAGCCACACAUAUGCUAUAUUAUUUAUAGAAGAUUUAUAUAUUGUAGAUAGUCAAAAUAUUGAGGGUGUUUUAGCGAAAACACAAAUAUUUUUAUAUGUUUAUACAUUUUUUGAAAUUAAUGUUUUAAAUAAUUCAGCUAUAUCUGCCCAAGUAGCAAUAUUACUUUGAAUACA
Messenger RNA from Mizuhopecten yessoensis (Yesso scallop), 2281 nucleotides. RefSeq names its product sodium- and chloride-dependent glycine transporter 2-like. The record is from RefSeq and is a predicted model, not a curated record. The coding region runs from base 204 to 2099 and encodes 631 amino acids. Lineage: Eukaryota; Metazoa; Mollusca; Bivalvia; Pectinida; Pectinidae. Gene Ontology annotation, biological process: sodium ion transmembrane transport. Gene Ontology annotation, cellular component: membrane. The transcript has 13 exons.